AUGAUUGAGAAAAAAGGAGACCCAUCAGUUGAGUGUGAUCCAAAUAAGGAAGUAAUGGAACCAGAAAAUGAGGUUAAGAAGGGUGAGAACAGUAAUAAUGAAAAUCAGGAUUGUGUCUGCUCUAAUAACCAAACAGAGAAUACUAAAGAAGGGGAGCAAGGAAGAGAGUUAAACAACAAAAAUGAUCCAGAGGACCAGGAGGUUGGUUCUAUCAGUCAGGAGAAGGAAGUGGUAAGUCCCAAAGAAGCUGUGCCUGUUUCUUCUUUCUCAAAAUCAAUUGAGGAAAAUUUCAAUGAAGCUCAAGAGUUUAACCCUUCUAAUAUUGAGCCCUUAUUGCUUCUAACCAAUGGAAGCCCAAAGCCUCUCCAAUGUAAAACCCCAUUACAUGGUGUGGUAAUGGAUAUCUUGGAAGGAAAUCUUAGGAUUAUUGGUACGAAAGAGGGUAAAUCGAAUAAGGAGGAACCCAAUGGAGAAAAUAAGAGGUUAUCCGCUUCUCUAGGGAAAGCCAAGAGAAAUCUGGAAGGAGGUGAAUCCAGCAAGGAGAAGGCGACCUCUAGCAAAAAAAGUAAUAAUGCCUUUGGGACGGAAACCCAUGAAGAAAAUAAUGAUACAGAGGAAAUUGGAAAAGAUGGCAGUGAAAUGGAUAUGAAUGAUUCUGAUGGUGAAGACAACUGGAAAGAUGAGGAGGUGGGUGUAGAGGAUGAAGGUGGUGAGAAUGAGUUUGAUAAUGACAACUCAAUCCACACUGCUAGCCCUGGCAAUUACAACAACAAACCUAUGGUGGAUGUGGAAGACAAGGAUAAUGAGGAUAAAGAUGUGAAUUCUGAGAGGGAGGAGAACAAGGAACUUGAGUAG
Messenger RNA from Cryptomeria japonica (Japanese cedar), 855 nucleotides. RefSeq lists its product as uncharacterized. The transcript has 2 exons. NCBI's taxonomy places the organism in Eukaryota, Viridiplantae, Streptophyta, Pinopsida, Cupressales, Cupressaceae. Bases 1 to 855 code for a protein of 284 amino acids. The record is from RefSeq and is a predicted model, not a curated record.